This is a messenger RNA of Ipomoea nil (Japanese morning glory), 504 nucleotides long. RefSeq lists its product as uncharacterized. The transcript has a single exon. The record is from RefSeq and is a predicted model, not a curated record. Lineage: Eukaryota; Viridiplantae; Streptophyta; Magnoliopsida; Solanales; Convolvulaceae. The coding region runs from base 1 to 504 and encodes 167 amino acids.
AUGGGAAAUCUCGUUCCGUGCUGUACUAGUUUAACUCCAAGAAUGUGCGCCACCGCAAAGGCGGUCAGGGUGAUCCUACCGGGCGGCGGAAUCCGGCAAUUCUGGGAGCCGGUGAAGGCGGCGGAGCUCAUGCUCGAACACCCCGGCUACUUCUUGAUAAACUCCACGUCCAUGAAUGUGGGGCGGCGCUUCUCGGCGUUGUCGGCGGAUGAAGACUUGGAAAUGGGGAAUGCGUACGUCAUGUUCCCGUUGAGGCGGGUCAACUCGGUGGUCACGGCGGCGGACAUGGCCGUGCUCUUGGAGAUCGCGGCGGCGCGUGACUCCACCGCCAAACGGAUACCCGUUGUGAGAGUGUCGCCGGAAAAUGAGGUCAACCGGUCGUCGGAGUUGGAUUUGACGUUCGAAGGGUUUGCAGAACAGGAGUUGAAGUAUAGAUUAUCGUCGUCUCGGUCAAAGCGGCCAUUGUUGGAAACAAUCGUGGAAGAAUCAGUUCCCGCUUUUUGA